Saccostrea echinata is the source of this 7263-nucleotide messenger RNA. RefSeq names its product TALPID3 protein-like. The record is from RefSeq and is a predicted model, not a curated record. The transcript has 31 exons. Bases 63 to 6638 code for a protein of 2191 amino acids. Lineage: Eukaryota; Metazoa; Mollusca; Bivalvia; Ostreida; Ostreidae. Gene Ontology annotation, cellular component: centriole; ciliary basal body. Gene Ontology annotation, biological process: smoothened signaling pathway.
CUGUAGCAAUAUGCGUUCGAAUUUCCUCAGUUCUGAAGUGCACUGUGAAUAGAAUAUCUGUGAUGGAGGGUAUGCUUGAGUUGCUGUCAACGACAGACGCAGCUGUUAAGGCCUUAGACAGAACAAGCAGAUCUCAGUCAUCAAUAAGCAGCAGGUCAUCCUCAGGAUCAAAGAAGAAAAGUACAUCAGAAGUACCGGACAGUGGAAUCGGUCAAACUGAAGACAGAUCUCAGAAAACUAAGGCAUCUCACAGUAGAGAGACUGAUGAGCUUGAUGUAUCCCAGCACAGCUCUGAUGUUAGUACAACAGCUAGUGAUGUAUUGAUCAGGUCCACUACAGCAGCACCGGGAGAGAAAAGUAUUUUAGAUGAUGUAACUUUUCAGAGUGUUGAUAAUACAAGUAACAUCUCAAAGUGUUCAAAAUAUUCUUUUGGAAAAGAAAAUUUUAACAGUUCUGGUCCUGUUAAAGUGAAGGUGUCUUCUAAACUGCUGAGAGAAAUUAAGUCUCCAUAUGAAAGCCCAAGGGAGGAAGCGAACACAGGAGAGGAAUCUCCUAAGGUUCAGAAUGUACAACCAGAGAUUAAUCCAAGUAAAUCAAGGGAACAGAGUACAAGUAUAGGAAUGCGUAAAAUCUCAACAGAAUCUAAGGCAAGUUCUAGAGGAGUAGAUACCUCUAGAACACACAGUCAAGCCUCAGAUGUUCUAAAACCAUCUAGUCGACCAAACUCUGCAACUUCAAAGUCCUCUACUGUUAGCCAGCCUGGAUCUAUAGUUAGAGGGCCUACUUCAAAGUCACUUAAAGAUUCAAAGACAGUUAGUCAGACUUCUGUACCAAAACCUGUAAGUAACAACCCCAAGGAUAUCAUAACUCUACAAUGUACGCCACAGAGAAAACAGACCAGUCAACCAAAGAAAGCAAAUACACCAGAAAAACAAAGGAAAACCGAAGGAUUCCCUCAACCUGUUUUUGUAGAGCGGCAUACACCUGAAAAAGUGUACAGAGACAAGAAAAUUCUACGUAAUGAUGAUGAUGAUAAAGGCAGCUAUAUUGAAGAGUUCUGUAAAGAACAAAUAGAAAGACAAGAUUUGGUGCCAGAAAAAUUAGUAACUGAGUCAGUAGAAACCAGCAUUAACAGUGCUACGAGUAGUCAACCAGAGAUUGUCACUGUACCGGAGAGGAUAGUCACCAUAUCAACCAGGAGCUCCGUCUCCUCAGACCACUCACUCAGUGACUCGGGUCAAAUACUCACUGUCCAGGAGAGACUGGUCACAAUCUCGACAGCUCAGCCAAUGGAGGAUGAGGAUUCUACUGUCAGUCACACUAAAGAAGAGGAGGAGGAGGAAAAAAUCCCUCCAAGGCUGCCAGAUAAAUUCCAUCAAUAUACCAAGCACCAGAGUGGUGGGUUGAAGCAGGGAUCAGAAAGUAGUGGUGUAUCUGUUAUGGAUCAUCCGUCCGAUUCAGAUGACAUCCAUGUUGAAAAGUUCCGCUUGUCAGAGAAGCAACUAUUGAUGAAAGAGAAUUUUACUAAGAGAUUGCAAGGGGGUCCUAAAAAGAGGGUUGUUCAGCCUAGACUAAUUGGUCCAGCUGCCAAGUCAUCAAAGAAGGAAACCAAGGAGCCGAGUAUCCAGAACACAGAGGCCAUUACUGCAGCAGUGGCUGCUAGUGCCGCAAUAGCUGCCACACAACCAUUUCUUAAGGCACAACAAGAACUAGAGAACAAGAUGACCAACAUUUUGAACCAGAUUGGCAGUCUCCAGUCUGAUGUGGCCCCUCCCUUGAAGGGGGAGUCAGAGUCUGAAAGGGUGGCCCAGUUAGAGAAACAACUGGCCACAGUUACAGAGCAGAGAAUACAACACCUAGAAAAGUUACAAGAACAACAGGUUGCCAUGCAGGCAAAAUUGUUAUCCCUAUCAAGAACACCACAAAAUCGAACCGAAGUCACCAGAUCCAAAUCACCAACCAUAAGAUCUCCUUCAUGGAGUCCACCUGUACAGAGGAAGAAAGAAUUCCCACCAAAACCAAUCAUAAAGACAACAGUCCCAAAACUGGGUCAUGGGGAUUAUAAUCAGGAGCAGUUCCAGGAUCACAGGUCACCAGAAACCCCCAAACCCAGGACCAAUCCUCCCAAACCACUGUCUUUUGAAUUUCGAAACAAGAAACAACCAUCAACUCGAGGGAUCCUAGAGGAAAUACUGGCAUCUGAUGCAUCCCCCCGCCGUGACGUCCCCGAGCCCACCAAGUACGAAGACAAAGACAAAUUGAGAGGAGAGUGUGUGGAGAAGUCACCAGCCGUAAAGCGAGCAGAGAAACUCGUCCACGACAUUGCAGAGGUCAAGGACAGACUACAACAGGAAGUCUCUGAUGGAGAAAAAGUAUUAAAAGAACAGGAGGAAAAAAAAGUGCAGGAUAUGAAACAUGAUAAAAUGAAGAUGGAGCAACUUCAUGGACCGUCCCCACUGGAUCCUUACUUGCUACCCCCACAGAAGGAACUGAGGAGUCCAUACAAGUCCAUGCCAGGCCCUGGUAAACAUGAGGUACCGGUCCCUUCUAGUUACUGGGAUGCUGCCCAGAUCCUCCAGCAAGUGAAGGAGAACAGAGUCACAUUGGAGGCCAAUCUGGAGGCUGUGUUUAGGACAAGGCAGGAGGCCGAGGUCUAUGCCUUGAUGGAGAAUCUUUACCAAGAGGGGAAUAAUGCAGAUAUGCUGAGAAUCAGGAAAAUGGUAGACAAAAAGAUAGCUCUUCUGCAUUCCCAGGUGGAGAGAGAAGUUACAGAUGAUGUGAUUUUGGCUGAACUACAGAAAAAGGAAGCCCCAGUUCUGAUCAAGCCCAACACCAUUGGACAGCAAAAAUCUGCCCCAUACACCCAGAGGGCUACAGCAAGGGGCAGAGUGGGGGCAAAGAUUGACACUGGGCUCAGCAAAAUUAAGGGUCCUAGCUUUGGUCCACCACCCAGUAAGGUUGUGAAAGGGAAAGAAAAUAAACCAUCAACCACUACAAUAUUUAAACCACCCACUGCAAAGCAGCCAAAGAUAAGGUCUGUCUUUGAGGAUGAGGAAUACAUGACUAAAGUUUAUGGGAAAGCCUCUUAUCAAAACAAGAGAACCACAGUCAAAGAUCCAUACCUACAUUACCAGAAUGUACCCAAACCAAAGCCAGACAGGCCUGCUGGGGCACCUGAUAUGUCCACUGCUCAUUUGGUCAAGUCAUCUAAGACCCAGACUACCCCAGGGAUAAAACAGUUUUACUUCAGUCCUACCCAUGGUACAUACAUCCCUGUUACCUCAGCAGAGCAUGCUCCCAUACCAGGACAGUUGGUACCCAUGGCAGUGCCCCUUGGUGGUCCUCGAAUAGACAGUGGACUAACCUACUCUGCCCCACCUCCUCCUGGGCCCCUCACUACCUCUACCCCUGCCUCCCAGCCUCCAGUGUCAGCCCUGAAGAAUGUUGCUGUCGUAUCUGUUCCAGUAGUGGAUGACCUUAGGAAGCCUCCAGAACCUGAACUUAGCAAACAGGUUCUACCUAGUGUAGAUAUAGACACUGACAUAUCAGAAACUUCACCGAUUCCAAAAUCCCGCCCAAGAUCUCCAUCACCAGACAAACUCCGGUCCUUGUCCCCAGAGAAAGACAAUGUGAGUCUGAGUCGAGCCUCCACACAACAUGGGGAGGUACAGCUGAGGUCCCCCCAGAAGUCCCCCAGCAAAAGCAGGCUAGAGGUCACUUUCCACAGAGAGGAAGAUGAGGAGACCCUCACUGAUGUUUCUGGAGACUUGAACCCAGAGGAUGCUCCUGGCAUUGCCCUGCCAGGGUACCACCCUCCCUCCCCACCCCCAAUUGAGUCCAGACAACCUGUGUUCCCCCAGCAAAGGCUGUUGGAUUACAAUGCCCCAGUUGUGUCUGAUGUUUUAGCAGAAGACAUUCGAAGAAGGGAUGAUCUGGAGAAGAGGGCUGAAGAAUGGCUCCAGCAGGAGUUGCUGGCAAAGAUGAUUUCUGAGCUCUGUCCAACUGAGGUGGAAGAGGAACCUCCUCCUGGUCUUCCACAUUUUGUGGAUGAGGACUCCAUACAGAGUGAGGUGGAGGACAAGGAACAGUCUAUGUUUGUGAUGGACUCGAUUGGCAGAGCUGGCAUGCAGUUAUUUGUGGACGUUGGUCAGCCAGUGAACACUGACCUUGUCAACAGUUUGAUCCGCGAGGUCCUGGUGGAGAAAGUGGUCACCGCGUUGGGACAGCGACCAUCGGAUGAGAAGGAGACAGAACAGAGAGUCGUUCCCAAAUUAUCAGCCACUGUAGAUGAGGACAAAAUGGGAACCACAGAACCAUCCCCAAGGGAGUAUUUGUAUAGCCCAGACCAGAUAGAGACACCCCAGCCUACCCCAAAAGCCACCCCCAUAGCCUCUCCAACCAGGGUUGUAUCUCCUCCAGUAACACCAGAGCUCUCCCCUCUACCUUCCCCAAGGCGAGAGAUGGUGAGAGUGGAACCACCCCCACAGCCUGUAAGACUUCCACCACAGCAAGAGGCCGAGUCAGAAAUAUCAGAAUCUUUGGAUCUCAGUGAAGAGCUCAGAAUCCUGAGACAAAAAUUGGUUGUCCCUGUGACUACUGAGUCAGUAGCAGAAGUGCAUGAAAUUGAGACCCCUGUACCAACCCCAAUCCCUGAAGAGGAGCCCCCUCAAGAGAUCAAGCCAAUAUCCCCUCCCCCACCCACUCCAAGACCCGUGGAAUCUCCCCCUAAGGCUGUGGAACCUCCCCCUGUUGAGGUUAAGCAAGUGGAACCUCCCAAGAUGGUCCAGGAGGAGACUGCUGUUAAGAAACCAGAGGAGGUUACUGAGGAGACAGAUAAAACUCCACAGCCAUGGGGAAACCCAGAGUCACCCCGUCCAGAGGAAAACCCAGAAUACAGGGAUGAAAUGGAACCAGACCAACCAGCACCUAUGAUUAUGCAACCACCAGAGAGCAAUGUAACUCAGGAGGACAGAAGAUCUCCUUCUCCCAAGAGAAAAAAAUCACCUGUCCGUCAGCCUAGCCCCGCCCCCUCACUUACAGAGAGCGUCUCGGAGUCAUCAAUCUCGGACACCAUUAACCAGAGUGUGUCAGAGGGACAGUGGCUUCUUAACAAGAGCGAGGGAGAAGUGGCAGACUUUCCCAUAGAUGAAGUAACAAGACAGCGGGCCUUAGAGAAAGCUUUGAGGCUGAGAGCUGAACAGAGUAUGGCAAGCACACUCAAAGAUACCUCAGAAAUUCCUGAUGAGUCGACAGAAUUUCCCAUUAGUGAGGGAGAAUUCCAAUACAACCCAGCCAUUGCUCCAGAAAAGGACCCUGUACUUUUGUUACUGUCGAGACUACAGCAUGGUCCUAUCCACCCUGGACAGCUGGACAUGACAUCAGCACAGGUCUCGGAUAUACUGGACUACACAGGCACCAGCACUGGUGACCUCAGUAUAAACCAGUUGAGGGCCUCAGUUGACAGGAGUAUGGGAGAAGUCCGCCCAAAGAAGCACCGCAGACAACAUGCCUCUCCUGAAAGGGAUUAUGGGAAAUAUGCCUCCCCAGAACGGGAUUAUGGGAAAUAUGACUACGGCAGACAAUUGCGAUCUCCGUCUCCUGACCAGACAGGAAGACAGUCUCCAAGUAGAGGAAGAGUGUCCCCUGGUUAUCGUGAAACUUCUGGAAGAAAAUCUCCCCACAGAGGACAUGAAUAUGAUGAGGGAGGUAGAAGAUCUCCAAGCAAAGGAAGAGCAUCUCCAGAGAGAGGGUAUGGUGGCUAUGAAAGAAGAGGAAGAGAUUCCCCUCACAGAGAUUGGCAACAAAGGGAUCAGCGAGAUGGGUGGUAUUCCCCACAGAGAGACCAGCGAGAUGGGCGGUAUUCCCCACAGAGAGACCAGCGAGAUGGGAGAUAUUCCCCACACAGAGACCAGCGAGAUGGGAGAUAUUCCCCGCAGAGGGACCAACAGGGCAGGCGAUCUCCUCUCAGAUCUAGUUUAGAAAGUGGAAGAAAGUCUCCCAUGAGAGUUUCAUAUGAAAUGGAUUCUGAAGGCAGAGAUGUUGAAAGAUAUAUCGUGGAAACUACAACCACUACAACCAAGAAAACAACAAGGACCCCUCCUCAUGGUACCCCCAGUAGAAGGACCCCCACCAGAACCAUGACUCCAGGGGGUGUGUCCCUAGGAGGGAGCCUGACCAGUGGACGAAGGUCUCCAGUGAAAUCUGCCUUGAAGAAACCCCCACAAGCCACCAAGUCCCCAGGGUUACCAGAUAAAUCGGUCACCAUGACAGGACCAAGGACAUACCCACUGCCUGGGUCUGAUGAACAGAGGGGCUCACAGAGUUUGAGUGACAAGGGAACUCGAGCCUUUACACCAGACCAAAUGAACAUGGAAGAAUUGUUACAAUCUGGGUAUCUUUCCCAGACCUUCAGUCAGUCCUCCACUGGGAGAGUUCCCUCCCCUGAGCACCCCAAGAGACAGCUUAGUCCCACCCGUCUCAGCAAGGACAAGAAAUCUCUAGGAAUGACAUACUCAUUUGAAUCUGAAGGAGGUGCUGCAGACUCAUUCAGCGAAUCGGAACUCCGACGACUCGCAGAUUCUGAUUCACUGAAGAUGUCUGUGACCUUGCCCUCAAUGGAUGAUUCUGAAUUUCUCUAAUUCUAUUUUGUGUGUUUGGAAUCUGAAUUAAUAUUUAUAAAAGUAAAUUAGAAUGCAAAUUGCUUAAUAUAUUCUGUUUUAUGCUAGAGUCUCAAUAUUUUUUGUAUAUCCUGAUUUAUUAUUUUACAAAUUACAAUGUACUUUAUUUAUUUGUACAUUUUAGAAAGUUUACCUAUAUUUAAUGCAGAUAAAUGUAAUUAUAUCCGUAUGAAAAUUCAGAUCUGAUCAAAUCACUCAGAUUUCUGUGAUGUGCGUAAAUUAUUAUCCGUCCAGACUGUAGAGGUUUUUUUUGUGUUUUAUGUUUUUUUUUUAAUUGGUUAGAUUCUUUUGUAGUGGUAAGAAAUGUACAUCAUAAUACAUGUAAUGUAUUGCUGAAUGUGAUUAAGGAGGAAGCAACCAUCAGUACACAACUGAACACAGUAUCUCAAAUUUUUAUAUUUAAUAAAAGUGUGAUUCUGACCAAAUCAUCAAUUAGAAUUUUAACUCUGAAUAUUUCAAAAAUACAAAUAUCUUGUAGCUUUUCAACAGUACUUCCAGAUAUUGAAGUUUGCUUGUAAUAGUAUUUUAAUUGUAUUUAACUUGACUUAUCAUGUUAUCAAGUUAUUAUGUGACCUUUUCCUGUUAA